This is a messenger RNA of Colletotrichum orchidophilum, 786 nucleotides long. RefSeq lists its product as uncharacterized. NCBI's taxonomy places the organism in Eukaryota, Fungi, Ascomycota, Sordariomycetes, Glomerellales, Glomerellaceae. Bases 1 to 786 code for a protein of 261 amino acids. The record is from RefSeq and is a predicted model, not a curated record. The transcript is spliced from 6 exons.
AUGGCCGAGUUCCCAGUCACUGAUGGCAUCAUAACGGUCAUCAAGGCCCCCGAGGGUUACCGGGUGGACUUUGAGCAUCCGCAGCAACAGAAAGUGCUCGAACAUUACCUUGUAUUCGGCAUCCUGGGUCCCUUGGCAUUCUUGACAUUGAUACAGAGGUUCUACACCAAAUUCUGUCUUUCCGACGGCCUAAAGAUUGACGACUUCCUGAUAUUCUUCGCUUGGUCAGUGCAGACUUGGUCUAUAUCGAUUGGAGGCUUGGGCCAUCAUGCUUUCGAGAUGUCUAUACAGACUUACGAGAAGCAUAUGCUGAGCUCUUACAUCGUUGCCCCCGUGUUUAUUAUGUGCAACGGCUUUACUAAGACGUCGCUUUUGCCAGCCUACCUCAACAUCUCGCCACAAAAAAGGUACCGCAACGCGAUCUUGACAGCCAUAGCAAUGGUAGCCACGUACACAGUCAUCAUCGCAUCUUUACUCCUAUCUCAAUGCCAACCCAUUCGCACAAACUGGGACCCAUACACAAUCGGAACAUGUCUCAACUCCGCAGUACUCUACAUGGCUAUCGCCGUUUCUAAUAUCGUUUCUGAUGUCGUUCUUUUCAUCACCCCCAUUCCCAUGGUUCUCCGUUUGCAAAUGCGACCGGCGGUCAAGAUUGGUGCUGUGCUCAUGUUUGGAAUCGCAUCCAUAACUGUCACAACAUCUGUAGUCCGCAUGGUCUACUUGCAGUCACUUCUUUCAACCAACUAUAUUCUAUGGGUCGCGGCCCCUGCAAACGUCUGGUCGUAA